CAGGUUCAGUCCCCGCGUCCGGCGGCCGCGCGCUCAGUCUCGCUCGCACCUUCCGAGGCGGCCUAGGCGCCGGCUGGUGGGCAGGGCCCUGGCUGGGGGCUAGGGGCAGCCCAGAGAGACCUGGCUGUGGACCCGGAGCGCCCUCACGCCGGCUCCGAAAGGAUAACGUAGUGAGCAGGCGCCGCGCCUCCGGCUGGAUCUGCGCGCACGAGCGGGCGCGGCGGACGCCCGCGGGAGGCGUCGGUGCGGGGCGCCCGGCCCCGAGGCAGCGGCUGGGAUCCGCGGCGGUUGCUGGACCGCCUUUAUGCUGUACAGUCCAGGAGAGGUCAGUUUAAAAAUAAAUACGCACUUGAAUGUUACGGUACCGAGAGCCAGGCUGUGGCUGGGACAAGCUGCCUGAACAGCAGCAUCAAAGCCCGGAGCGCAGCUGUGUUGAAAGGAGUAAAAGCCCCAGAGUGCCGCCCAGGCUGACAGUGGAGUAAUUACAUUUUGGGUCACUUAGCCCGGGCGCCUUCCUGGGGAUGCUGAUGUAACACCGAGGAUGGAAGGCGCCCAGAGCCGCAGCGCAGGGAAGAGUGCUGGCCAGGUUUCUCCUCGCUCCGGAGGGCGCUGGAUGAUGUAACCGGAGCGACUGGCAGACCCCACCGCAUUCCCCGAGGCUGCUGGAGUAAAAUGAUGUGACGCUUCCACCCACGAGGCUCUCUUCCGAAACACACAACAGCGGAGACGAAAGCAGGCCUCCCCCAUCCCACCGCGUGCUAAGCAGGCACCCCCAGAUCCCACGAUGCCAGCCAAGACCCCGAUUUACCUGAAAGCUGCCAACAACAAGAAGGGGAAGAAGCUGAAGCUGAGGGACAUCUUGUCCCCCGACAUGAUCAGCCCCCCGCUUGGGGACUUCCGCCACACCAUUCACAUCGGCAAGGAGGGCCAGCACGACGUCUUCGGGGACAUCUCCUUUCUUCAGGGCAACUACGAGCUGCUGCCCGGCCACCAGGAGAAGGCGCGCCUGGGCCAGCUGCCGGGGCACAACGAGUUCUUCCGGGCCAACAGCACGUCGGACUCGGUGUUCACGGAGACGCCCUCGCCCGUGCUCAAAAACGCCAUCUCCCUGCCGACCAUCGGAGGCUCCCAGGCCCUCAUGCUGCCCUUGCUGUCACCGGUGACGUUCAGCUCCAAACAGGAGGCCUUCGGGCCGGCCAAGCUGCCCCGGCUCAGCUGCGCACCUGUGGCCGAGGAGAAGGCGGCGGAGGACGGCGGCGUGCUGGGGCACGGCGCGCUGCGCCAGGGGGACGCGUCGUGGGCGUCCAGCGGCUCGGCGUCGCAGUCCAGCCAGGGCAGGGACAGCCACUCCUCCAGCCUGUCGGAACAGUACCCCGAGUGGCCGGCCGAGGACCUGUUCGAGCAGCCCGCGCCCUGCGAGCUCGCCCAGGGAAAGGCUAAGUCCGAGGAGUCCCUGCCUGACCUGACGGGCUCGCUGCUCUCCCUGCAGCUCGACCUCGGGCCCUCGCUCCUGGAUGAGGUGCUCAACGUCAUGGACAAAAAUAAGUAGCGGCACAGCCAGUUCUCGUCCUUGUGGGGUAACAGGUAGCCGCACCAAUACCACCACGGAGACCAGAGCGCCCGCUGCGGAACAGGAGAGCGCCCGCGGCCGUGUUUGCCGCUGGGGGAUGGGUUUUCUAAAGUAACGUUCCUACAAAGUAUUUUUUUACCUGUUAUGCUCUUCCUGUUGGCAAAAACAAUGGGGGGGCGGGGGGGAGGAAGAGGACAAGCAAACCUGGCCGAAAGAGGAAAUGAGGAGUCGGGGCGCCUUUUCAGCUGCGUGCUGGUGUUCAGCUCCGUUGCUUCUUGGCAGACACAGGAGGAGUCUGGUUUGGCCAGGACUGAUACUAACUACGAAGGGCUGGUCCAGUCAUCCUGAGACUCCGACAUUUCCCGAGCAAGAGGAAGUCGGAAUUUAUUUAACACUUAAGCCUGUUUUUGUUUUUUUCUAGACUCUUUUCUAUAUCACAUUGGUUUGGGCUCAGCCUGGCAAAUUCUCCAGUGUUAAACGUUUUUGUCUGUUUUCACAUCUGAACAACUUUAUAGGCUUUUGGGAGAUUCUCUUGUACUUCUUAUAUAUAUAUAUCCCUAUAUAUUAUUAUAUCUGUAUUGCAAACUGUUGACCAUCAGCUACAUGUUGGUAAGACGUAAGCAAAGUAUGACUGUAACUAAGUUAUUUUUAAAGUUAAAAUAUAUUUUUAUGUGCCUUUGGCUUUUUAUUGCAGAGUCUACAUUUUAUAGAGGAUACAUCCAGUGUUGCCCUCUGACCUGUCUCCCUUGGGGUUCCAUUGUAAGCCGUGCAUGUGUCUGUCUGGGGAAGUAUCUUCAUACCUAGCUUUAUUUUCCCCCUCUGUGUGUUAUCAUACGAAAGUGUAAAGGCACAGGUUACUCAUAAUGCUUCUGCAGAGACUCUGGGCUACACCAUGCAAUGUUAUUUGGAAAUAUAAGUAUUUUAGUACAGUACAUACUUGCAUUACAUAGGUACUUCAUACAACACAAUAAAGAGUAAAUGUUAAAAUUGA
Oryctolagus cuniculus (rabbit) is the source of this 2561-nucleotide messenger RNA. It is a transcript of the gene CDC42EP3, whose product is annotated as CDC42 effector protein 3. Lineage: Eukaryota; Metazoa; Chordata; Mammalia; Lagomorpha; Leporidae. The record is from RefSeq and is a predicted model, not a curated record. Gene Ontology annotation, biological process: Rho protein signal transduction; regulation of cell shape; positive regulation of pseudopodium assembly. Gene Ontology annotation, molecular function: small GTPase binding. Gene Ontology annotation, cellular component: plasma membrane; cytoplasm; cytoskeleton.